AUGACAGUCAGCUGGAUGAAAACCGCAAUGAAUCUUAGUGACAGAUUUAUGCAUGAUCUGGAGACUAAACCGGAAUUUGAUAACUUGCGUGGAUUAUUUGGUUGGAUGCACAACUACUUCCGUACAUGCCCAGAUUACCUCAAGCCAUGUAUCCUCUACCUAUCCAUUUUUCCGCAAGGCCAAAGCAUUCGACGGAGGCGUCUAGUGAGGCGGUGGAUCGCAGAGGGUUACUCGAGGGACACGUCCAACAGGUCAGCUGAGGAUAAUGGGGAAAAAUUCUUCUCGAUGCUCCUUGAUCUGAGUAUCAUCCAGCAGACACCACAUUCAGUCACCACUGCAGAUACAAGAAUGGUCUUGUGCCAAGUCAACGGCUUCUUCCGUGAGUACAUCAUAUCAAGGCGAAAGGAUGAGGACCUUGUCUUCGAACUGGAGGGCAGGUGCACAUUGACCAGUCAACGCACAGGACGACACCUUGUUAUAAAGCAAAGCUGGGACAGAGACAAGAUCGUGUUCAGUAGUAUUGACUUCUCAAGGCUACGCUCCCUCACUGUGUUUGGACAGUGGAAGCCCUUCUUCAUCAGUGAAACUAUGAGGGUGCUCCGGGUGCUUGAUCUCGAAAAUGCAACGGGUGUCACAUAUAAAUGCCUGGAGCAGAUGCUGAAGGUGCUUCCUCGCCUCAAGUUCCUCUCUCUGAGAGGAAUAAGAGAGAUCUGCUAUCUGCCACGGUCAAUUGCUGGUCUGAGGCAGCUUGAAACUCUGGAUGUCAGGGGCACCUCCAUAGUCACUUUGCCACCAUCCAUCACCAAGCUUACCAAGCUGCAGUACAUCCGUGCUGGCAUAGCUAAGGAACCAUCAGUACCAUGUGCUCAUUUCUCUUGGUUGCCUAGCUGCUGUAGAUCUUGUCAUGUAGGUGGUGUUGAAGUGCCUGCAGGGAUUAAGAAACUUACAGCCUUGCACACUCUUGGUGCUGUCAACGUUGGUUUUUCAGGGGGCAAGGCCAUCCUGAAAGAGCUCAAGAAGCUCACCCAAUUGCACAAGCUUGAAGUGACAGGCAUCAACAAGAAAAAUAGCAAGGAGUUCUGUUCCGUCAUCUCAGACCACGUUCAUUUGGAAUCCAUGUCAGUGUGGCUCAUCAUGGGCAAUAACAAACCUUGUUUGAAUGACAUGUUCUCGCCUCAGAAGAAGCCUCCAGAAAAUCUUCAGAGCCUUAAGCUAUAUGGCCUUGUAAAAGAAGUGCCAGCAUGGAUCAGAGAUCUUCCCAAACUAACAAAGUUGGAACUGGAGAUAACUAUGUCAGAAGAAGUUGAAGGAAUCAAAGUUCUUGGGGACAUAAAAGAACUAUGUAUUGUACGUUUUUAUGUCAAGCCUCUUAAAGAUGGAGAUGGUAAUAAGCUUAACUUUUUUGUCGAGGUGAAUGGAGUAGAGCAGAGCAGUUAUUUGAACCUCAAGAUACUUGAAAUUGCUUGCAACUCAGAGUUAAAUGUAUCCUUUGGAUCAUUAGCAAUGCAAAAUCUUGAGCUGUUGACAGCUAAAUGCUGUACUGGGUCAGCAGUGAAGUUUGCUGACCUGAAGAGUCUCUCUAAAGGAAAACUCAAGGAGGUGUGGUAUUUUGGUUCCCUUGACAACACAGUUAAGUUGGACAUGGAGAAUCAACUUAACCAGCAUCCUAAGACACCUGCUUUGAAACUGGAGGAACCAUGUUCGUCCUGA
Messenger RNA from Miscanthus lutarioriparius, 1710 nucleotides. Lineage: Eukaryota; Viridiplantae; Streptophyta; Magnoliopsida; Poales; Poaceae. The record is from the annotation of a GenBank genome assembly.